Effrenium voratum is the source of this 990-nucleotide messenger RNA. Lineage: Eukaryota; Dinophyceae; Suessiales; Symbiodiniaceae. The record is from the annotation of a GenBank genome assembly.
GGCAGCCACCUGAUUCACCAGCCUUUUCGCGCGAUUGUGCACGAGCCAUGGGUGCCUCGGGGAAACUGGCAGAUCUGAAUGUCAGCUUCCUACAGCAAGAGCUGGCCAAUGCCAAGCGCCGCCAGGAGCAGACACAAGAGAGGCGGCAAGAGGCCAUUUCUCAGUUCCAGCAGCACGAGGACACGUUCGAAACAGAACAGCGGCAGUGGACUGCCGCACAGAUACAGCGCAAGGCCGAAAAUGAUGCGGCCAUAAUUUUGCAAAAUUGGUGGCUGAGAGUGGGGAUGCGUAGGACAACUCUCAUUCCUUUCUUGGAAGUUCUGGAGCAGCAUCGGCUCAUGAAGGCUCGGCAAAGCCUUGCAUAUUCAUUGCUCGACCUGCAGCACAUGGUGCACGAUCUUCACAUUGAGGAUUCUGAUCGGGUAUUGUCUUGUUUGCAAAUUCAGCGCUGGUGGCGUCGUGUUCUGGCGCUCCGAGUGGGGAAGAUCAUUCACAUUCAUCACAAAGUGCGGAAGGUCAAGCGACACGUGGAGGAAGCCGCGGCCAAGGUUCAAUCCUUAUUCAGGGGGAUCCAGGCGCGGCGGCGCGCCCAAGCCCUGCGAGAAUCCAAGCAAGCAGCUGAAGCAGAGGCAGAAGUUCGGAUGGAGCAAAUGAAGAUGCAAGCGAUUCUUAGCAUUCAGAACAGCUACAGGAAGAGCGUGGCAGUAAAGCAAGUGCAGAACCUCAGGGCGCGCAUGUUCGCCGCGAUGAUGGCGCAAGGGCCUGAUGAUCAUCGGAACAAGUCCAACUUGUCCAAUUCUGCCCGGCCGCUGUGGUUCAAAGGCAAGGCCAAAGCAGAGCCUAAAGGCAAAAAGCGCUGAGCUCUUUUGGCGUUUCGAAAGGAGCUGCCUGAAACCGAUUGGCGCUCCAAGUUCCUUUGCUUGUGGCCAGCAGCUUUGUUUCACCGUGUCACCCGUAGAUUUGCUAGCAUCAAUAAAGGCUGCUGGCGAA